CUUGUUGUUCUUGACGAACUUUAGAUAUAUGUAUGGUAUAUAUGGUCUGAGGAAAAAAUCAGAUUUAUAUUUUCUAUGAUAAUUACUCAAGUUGUAAGAAAAUUUUUAAUUCUACCAACACGAAAAUUCAGCAUGACUGUGGAAAGUGCAAAGAGAUUAGCGGCGUACAAAGCCGUAGACAAUCAUGUUUCAAACGGAGACGUCGUCGGAAUUGGUAGCGGUUCAACAGUCGUUUAUGCCGUGGACAGACUGGCAGAACGAGUAUCCAAAGAAAAUCUGCAAGUCAUCUGCAUUCCUACAUCUUUUCAAGCACGCCAACUAAUAAUCAGCAACAAUUUGACUCUGUCUGAUUUGGAAGUGCAUCCCGAAGUGGAUAUUACCAUUGAUGGAGCUGACGAGGUGGAUUCCAAUUUGUCUUUGAUUAAAGGUGGUGGAGGUUGCUUGUUGCAAGAGAAAAUUGUCGCCAGUUGCUCAAAGAAAAUGGUUGUCAUUGCUGACUAUACCAAAAACUCACAAAAACUAGGUGAACAGUAUAAAAAGGGGAUUCCUAUUGAAGUAUCAUCAAUGGCAUAUGCUCCUAUUCAGCAAAAAAUUCAUAAUCUCUAUGGAGGAAGACUGACACUAAGAAUGGCUGUAAACAAGGCUGGUCCUGUUGUCACUGACAAUGGCAAUUUUAUUUUGGAUUGGGUUGAUUAUGAUCAAAAUCUUGACUGGAAGAAAGUUAAUGCUGACAUUAUUUCAAUACCUGGUGUUGUGGAAACUGGUUUGUUCAUUAAUUUGGCUUGCAAGGCUUAUUUUGGAAUGGCCGAUGGCACAAUAAAAGAACAAAUUGUUAACUGAUGUAUCUUUGUUAAUUAUUUUGAAUUAAUACAUUUAUUUUUUGCAA
Messenger RNA from Aethina tumida (small hive beetle), 886 nucleotides. RefSeq names its product ribose-5-phosphate isomerase. NCBI's taxonomy places the organism in Eukaryota, Metazoa, Arthropoda, Insecta, Coleoptera, Nitidulidae. Gene Ontology annotation, biological process: D-ribose metabolic process; pentose-phosphate shunt, non-oxidative branch. The transcript has a single exon. Gene Ontology annotation, molecular function: ribose-5-phosphate isomerase activity. Gene Ontology annotation, cellular component: intracellular membrane-bounded organelle. Bases 76 to 840 code for a protein of 254 amino acids. The record is from RefSeq and is a predicted model, not a curated record.